AUGGCAGCCGUGCAUACCUGCGGGAGUGGAUAUGCGGUCUUUCUGAAACGCGUGGCCUUGUCGGGUACCAGGGAGGGUGCGCUCGGGGAGGCCGGUGUGGGGAGGCGGCAAGCGUGGGGCCGGGAGGAGGCCCAGGAGGUGGCGGAGGCAGGCCUGCGCCCGGCUGGGACCCGGGACCCGGCGCGGUUUCUAGGCUCCGCUUCGGAGGGCAGCGGCCAGCGGCGUCGUGCAGCGUUAGCCACAGCGGCAUCAGCCCGCAGCGGGCGGUCCCCACAUGGUCCCCAGCGGCGGUGGCCGCCCCCGGGCCCCGGGGCCGCAUUUCCGCCCGCGCAUGCGGCCCGAGCUGCUUGCGCCGCCCUCACCCCCUUCGCACCUGGAGCCAAAUUUCCUCUUCGCGGUUCUAUGAAUGUGACGCAGGCGAAACAGGCAAACCCCAUCCGAGCCUUCUGGCUGUCUUGGAACUUCUCUCCCUCCCAUCCGCUGAAGAUCCCACACACUUCAUCUGCUGAGGUUACGUGAUGUGGACAGCAAGGGCUGCCCCAAUCACAACCACCGCUGUCUGCCCUGUCUCGGUCACGUUACCAAGGAGAAAGAUUCACAUUUCAUGAGCCUGAUGGGAUGUUGUUGACAUUCAGAAGAAGAUGAGUAAAAGGCUGAGUGUCAGGCUUGCCCUUCUCGGCAAGUACGUUUCACCAUUUACCUGUUCGGAAAGACCACCAGGACUGUUGGCUUUCAGCCUGUCAGGGCCAGCAUUACACUCUUGCUGCUGACCUUGGACUGGCCUGACUUUCCAGCCCUGAGUCGGUCUAGUCUGCGGACCUUGGCCCCCUUGACAUCCACAGGACAUGGAGUCCGUCCGCCCUUGGCGAGGCUGUGAGCAGGUGAGCAGGAAACAGCAGGUGCUAGUCUAGACACCGAAGAAGCGCAUGUGUGCGGAGCGGAGAAAAGCCACAGGAACUCAAGGGCCCAGUGACCCCGCUCCCCACCUCCACCUCUGCCCCUGGCCCCAGGCCCCCUUAACCCCUCCGGUGUUUUCCAUAGCAUGCCGCUUUCUAACCUGCUGUGUCUUUUACUUGAUGAUUACACUCAUGUUUACUGUGUGCCUUCCCUGCUAGAAUGUUUGUUCCUUCAAGCAGAGCAAGGGCUUUUGUCUGACUCGUUCACUGAUGAGUCCGAAAUGCCCCAGGAAUGGCUGGCACCUUGUAGACGUUUGUGUGGAUGCGUUGUGUGAACCACAUUCCAUCUUGGCAAAUAGUCCCGUUAUAAUAAUACUCCGUCCUUGAAUUACGAUGUUUGAGCAUGCCGUCUGAUUGCUGUUGAAGUUCUGUUGAUACGAUGAGCAGUCAUCAUGGGUACCUGGCUGGCUCCAUCGGGGGAGGACUUUUGAACUCAGAGUCACGAGUUCGAGCCCCACUUAAAUAAAAGUUUUUUAAGAACUUAGUAAGAAAAUUGGGG
Mustela erminea (ermine) is the source of this 1455-nucleotide messenger RNA. Its product is annotated as small nuclear ribonucleoprotein-associated protein N-like. The record is from RefSeq and is a predicted model, not a curated record. The coding region runs from base 1 to 519 and encodes 172 amino acids. NCBI's taxonomy places the organism in Eukaryota, Metazoa, Chordata, Mammalia, Carnivora, Mustelidae. The transcript has 3 exons.